Molecule: messenger RNA, 1952 nt
Organism: Talaromyces stipitatus ATCC 10500
Lineage: Eukaryota; Fungi; Ascomycota; Eurotiomycetes; Eurotiales; Trichocomaceae
Product: serine palmitoyl CoA transferase subunit LcbA
Exons: 4
Coding region: 97-1611 (504 amino acids)
Biological process (GO): sphingosine biosynthetic process; ceramide biosynthetic process
Cellular component (GO): endoplasmic reticulum
Molecular function (GO): serine C-palmitoyltransferase activity; pyridoxal phosphate binding
Source: RefSeq, a predicted model, not a curated record
GACAACUCUAUCCCAUAACUUUACAAUCCAAAGUCGUCAGCAGUGUUUGCCCUUUCAAAUAUCUUCAAUUGCGCCUGAGAGAAGGCAAUGUGACAGAUGGAUAUCCAGGAAAUCCAACGAGUCCUGACGGACUUUCUCCAAGAACUGUCCACUCUGUUUCACCGUGUCCCCGGUUCUGCGAUUUUCCUCCGUUAUGUCAAAUCCAGUUAUCAGAACGACCCAAUUCGCUCAGCUGUCGAGCUGUUCUUGUUUCUUUUCGCGGUUCGCUAUCUUCUUGCGCCGAAAUACUCGACAAAACCUGGUAUUGUGAAACUCUCGGAAGAAGAAAUUGAUGAUUUGGUGGAUGAAUGGACUCCAGAACCUCUGGUGAGCAGCCCGACGGCUUUGGAAGAGCUUGAGGUUGAGAAAAGAGCAAUCAUUGUAGGCCCGACCGGCCCCAAAGUCAAAUUGUCGAAUGGACGAACUGUGGUGAAUUUGGCAUCUUAUAAUUUCUAUAACUUCACUUCAAACGAAACCCUCAAGGAGAAAGCCGUUCAAACGCUGCGGACUUACGGUGUCGGACCUUGCGGCCCCCCAGGUUUCUACGGUACUCAAGAUGUGCACAUCAAAACCGAAGCGGAUGUUGCUGCCUUCCUCGGCACAGCGGCGUGUAUUAUAUAUGCGCAGGCCUUUUCCACAAUUUCAAGCGUUAUUCCCGCAUUUUCUAAGAGAGGAGAUAUCAUUGUCGCUGAUAAGGGUGUAAGCUAUGCCAUUCGCAAAGGUAUUCAGAUAUCUCGAAGCACUGUGCGUUGGUACGAGCAUAAUGAUAUGGAGGAUCUUGAGCGCGUGCUUGAGAAGGUUACUCGGGAGCAAGCGCGCAAGCCGUUGACUCGACGAUUUAUCAUCACUGAAGGCUUGUUCGAGUCUAUUGGUGAUAUGGUUGAUCUGCCUAAAGUUGUUGAACUCAAAUUCAAAUACAAAUUCCGCCUUAUUUUGGACGAAACCUGGUCUUUCGGAGUUUUGGGUCGCAAUGGUCGCGGUAUCACAGAGUACCAGAAUGUUGAUGCCACUGAAAUUGAUAUGAUAGUCGGUUCUCUUGCUGGUCCUGUAAUUGCGGGAGGCGGUUUCUGCGCAGGUUCCGAAGAGAUUGUUCACCACCAGCGUAUUUCCGCAUCUGCAUACACAUUCUCUGCUGCUCUUCCUGCUCUGUUGUCGACUACCGCUAGUGAAACCAUCAACUUGAUGCAGACCAGCCCCGACCUCUUUGUUCAGCUUCGAUCCAACAUUAAGACUAUGUGGUCACAGCUUGAUCCGCGGAGUGACUGGAUGUACUGUACAAGUGCUCCAGAAAAUCCAAUCAUGAUAAUGGCAAUCAAACCGGAGAUUGUAUCCUCGAGGAAAUUGUCUUUUGAAGACCAGCAGUUUUUGCUGCAAGAUAUAGUUGAUGAGGCUUUGGCAAACGGUGUGCUUAUCACCCGCUUAAAAACCUUGCCUGAUAGUGUGACGCCAAGUCAGCAAGUCCUCCCAUCUCUUAAGAUCUGCCUGACGACCGGCUUGACGAAGCGCGAAGUUGAAAAAGCAGGCACGAUUAUCCGACAUGCGAUCACGAAAGUACUAGGCAAAAAACGAUAAGAUUUAUAAUAUCUUCUGCCUUGCUAUAACUACGACUUCUCCUGCGUUGUAUUCUUAUAAUAUAAUUUAUAUCCAUGGCAACUGGACAGUUUCUUGCUCCUAAUUGACGACUCUGUUAUGUCUUCAGUCUCGUUUGGUUGUAUUAUCGAACGGACUUCCGAGUCCCUCAAAAGCCUGAAUCGUCGUUUUCUUUCUCUUUGAACGAAUCAUGUUAACAUUAAUAGAGUACAUAUAUUUUUAAUUUGGUGAUGCUUGAAAAUGACAGGAACGAAUUCUUGCAGGCAAACUCUUCUUCUAACCAUAUUGUCAAUCCAAUAUAAUAAUGCAUGAGUCGACCUCGG